Pelobates cultripes (western spadefoot toad) is the source of this 14776-nucleotide messenger RNA. The record is from the annotation of a GenBank genome assembly. Lineage: Eukaryota; Metazoa; Chordata; Amphibia; Anura; Pelobatidae.
CCCAGCUCUGCCCCCAGGUCUCUCCCCCACUUUUACCCCCAAAUCUCCCCAGGCCUUCCCCACUUUAUCCCCAAACAAACAUCUCCCAGCCCUGAGCCCAGCUCCCCUGCCUGCCCCCAGGCCCCCAACUUUACCCCCAAAUCUCCCCAGCCCUGAGCCCUGCCCCCAGGCCUCCCCCCACUUUAUCCCCAAACAUCUCCCUGAGCCCAGCUCACUGCCUGCCAAACAUCUCCCCAUUCAUUCCCAGCUCUGACCCCUGCCCUAGGCAGUUACUCCUGCCCUGCAGCAUUGGGGGGAACUGUUUGUGUUUGCACACAGUAGGUUUUGGGAUGCCCUGCUUGGCACUUGUUUACACCUGUUCUCAAGCAAGAGACUGACUGCACCCCUGGGACCUGCCAUGGACACUGCUUCUUUUCCUGGAUUUCCUCCUAGAGCUGAUGUGACAUUAUAUGAUAAAACUUGGUGAGUAUGAAGUGACAUAAUAUGAAGACACUCUGCGGGUACCGAGACACUGUGGGUGCGGAGUGACGUUAAAUGGCGACACUGUGGGUGCGGAGUGACGCUAAAUGGCGACACUGUGGGUACCGAGUGUCGUUAAAUGAGGACACUGUGGGUACCGAGUGUCGUUAAAUGAGGACACUGUGGGUACCGAGUGUCGUUAAAUGAGGACGCGGAGUGUCGUUAAACGAGGACACUGUGGGUACCGAGUGUCGUUAAAUGAGGACACUGUGGGUACCGAGUGUCGUUAAAUGAGGACGCGGAGUGUCGUUAAAUGAGGACGCGGAGUGUCGUUAAAUGAGGACGCGGAGUGUCGUUAAAUGAGGACGCGGAGUGUCGUUAAAUGAGGACGCGGAGUGUCGUUAAAUGAGGACGCGGAGUGUCGUUAAAUGAGGACGCGGAGUGUCGUUAAAUGAGGACGCGGAGUGUCGUUAAAUGAGGACGCGGAGUGUCGUUAAAUGGGGACGCGGAGUGUCGUUAAAUGGCGACGCGGAGUGUCGUUAAAUGGCGACGCGGAGUGUCGUUAAAUGGCGACGCGGAGUGUCGUUAAAUGGCGACGCGGAGUGUCGUGAAAUGGCGACGCGGAGCGGAGUGUCGUUAAAUGGGGACGCGGAGUGUCGUUAAAUGGGGACGCGGAGUGUCGUUAAAUGGGGACGCGGAGUGUCGUUAAAUGGCGACGCGGAGUGUCGUUAAAUGGCGACGCGGAGUGUCGUUAAAUGGCGACGCGGAGUGUCGUUAAAUGGCGACGCGGAGUGUCGUUAAAUGGCGACGCGGAGUGUCGUUAAAUGGCGACGCGGAGUGUCGUUAAAUGGCGACGCGGAGUGUCGUUAAAUGGCGACACUGUGGGUGCGGAGUGUCGUUAAAUGAGGACACUGUGGGUACCGAGUGUCGUUAAAUGAGGACACUGUGGGUACCGAGUGUCGUUAAAUGAGAACGCGGAGUGACGUUAAAUGGCGACACUGUGGGUGCGGAGUGACGUUAAAUGGCGACACUGUGGGUGCGGAGUGACGUUAAAUGGCGACACUGUGGGUGCGGAGUGACGUUAAAUGGCGACACUGUGGGUGCGGAGUGACGUUAAAUGGCGACACUGUGGGUACCGAGUGUCGUUAAAUGAGGACGCUGAGUGUCGUUAAAUGAGGACGCGGAGUGUCGUUAAAUGAGGACGCGGAGUGUCGUUAAAUGAGGACGCGGAGUGUCGUUAAAUGAGGACGCGGAGUGUCGUUAAAUGAGGACACUGUGGGUACCGAGUGUCGUUAAAUGAGGACACUGUGGGUACCGAGUGACGUUAAAUGAGGGCGCGGAGUGACGUUAAAUGAGGACACUGUGGGUACCGAGUGUCGUUAAAUGAGGACACUGUGGGUACCGAGUGACGUUAAAUGAGGACGCGGAGUGACGUUAAAUGAGGACGCGGAGUGACGUUAAAUGGCGACACUGUGGGUGCGGAGUGACGUUAGAUGACGGCACGGAGUGACUGUCUGUAUAGCAGCCAAAUGUACAAAUUGAGCUUUACACUGCCUUGUUACUAUGUAAUAUUUAUCUUCUCUCGUAUGCCUGUCACAAUAAAUCAGUCCUUGUCUUAUGUAAUAAUUAAAUAGGUUUAGUAUUGUAAACAGUAUUAUAUUAUCUUUCAGAACUAUUUUGGCCUUAAAUUUGAAUUUUCCUGAUACAUUUCCGGCAAUUCACAGUUUGGGUAAAACCAUGUUAAGGCAAUAAUAUUUAUGUAGAUUGUAAAACUUUUUUUUAUUUUUUUAUUUUUUUUUAUUUAGAAGCUCCUAAAGUGUAAUAAGUAGUUAUAAAUCGUUCGAUUCCACAGCGCUGUGCAACCGGGGAAGUUACGAAAGGAAUGUUUUAUAUGUUUGUAAAUUCACAAUUCAACUUAUUUGCUGCAGUAUAUAAAAUGCUGUAUGCUAGUACUGAUCCUAUGUUACAUUGCAAACUAUUUUAAACAGGUGAUCUUUACCAUUAGAUAAUAAACCAUCUCCCAUACAGACCGUGAUAAAUAAUGUAUGGUACUUGUAAUAUACUCUAUCACUCUAUCACAGGUUCAAUUCUACUAUUACAAUAGUGGUCGAGGAGUUCAAUGGCGUGAGCCUUUUACCCCCCCCCCCACACACACACUUGCGUGUGACAGCUUAUUCUACACAGGUGUGGGUUAUUCGCUAUGUUACGUACAAUAUAUUAUUUGAGAAUAUUCUGAAAAAAAACUUUAAAAAAGUUUAUGCAAAAAUAUUAAAUCAGGGCCUACGUUACAAAUUGUGGAGAUUAGACUGGACAAAGCAAAUUUGGGUAUUUUUGCCUAAAUUUCCUUUUGUCAGUUCUUAAUAAUUCUUAAUUUGGAGAAUAAAUAUCAGUAUUGUUUCAUACAUUAUUCAUCUGGACUAAAUCACCUGUUGGUAACCCAGGUUACUGUCAAACACGGUAUAUUAUAACUGCAGCUAUAAGGUUAUGGUGAAAGGAGUUCCUCCCUGCACACAGUGUAUUAUAACUGCAGCUAUAAGGUUAUGGUGAAAGGAGGUCCCCUGUCUCCCUGUACAUGAUGUAUUAUAACUGCAGCUAUAAGGUUAUGGUGAAAGGAGGUCCCCUGUCUCCCCGCACACAGUGUAUUAUAACUGCAGCUAUAAGGUUAUGGUGUAAGGAGGUCCCCUGUCUCCCCGCACACAUUGUAUUAUAACUGCAGCUGUAAGGUUAUGGUGUAAGGAGGUCCCCUUUCUCCCUGUACAUGAUGUUUUAUAACUGCUGCUAUAAGGUUAUGAUGCAGGAUGCUGCAAACUCUGGUCUUUGCAGCAAUCCUAUAACAUCAAAGGGAGCAUUAUUUUACUGUUAUUACAUUAUUUAUAUAAUGUGUUGAAUUAUGGGGUUGUCCAUCCUGGGUUUUCACUUAAAGGACCACUAUAGGACCACUAUGGGUGCCAUGUCCAUCUAGGGUUAACCAUGCCUGCUGUAAACAUAGCAGUUUCAGAGAAACUGCUAUGUUUACAUAUGGGUUAAACCAGCCUCUAGUGGCUGCCUCAUUGACAGCCGCUAGAGGCGCUUCUCACUGUGAUUUUCACAGUGAGAAGACGCCAGCGUCCAUAGGAAAGCAUUGAGAAGAGGGAGGAGAGUCCCCAGCGCCGAGGGAGUGUUUAACCCCUUCCUCAUGCUAGAGCCCUGCGGGAGGGGGGCCAUGAGGGUGGGGGGGACCAUAGUGCCAGGAAAACAAGUUUGUUUUCCUGGCACUAUAUUGGUCCUUUAAGUAGUACUCUGUGCACUGGAUGCUGUAAAGCCAGGUGUUUCUUCUGUCUGUUAAGUCAAGUUGAGGUUUGCCUCGGCCAUCCUUGGCUCGCUCCCUCUGUGUAUCUAACAGUAGCCUCAGGCAAGGAAAUAAGCGACAGGUAGCACCUGCUCAGUAAUUAGGGGAAAUUAGUCUACUUUUCACUAGACCAGUUUACUGGCUAAAUGUUUAAUCUUUUGCGUCCAACAAUAUUUUGUUUGGAAACCUUAGUGGUGGAUUAAUGAGAAUCUGUCUUGUUUGACAUAGCAAACAAUCAAUUUAAUCUAUUUGGUUUCUGUUGCCAUUAUUUACAUGUUACUUUUAUGUAUAUUGUGAUUAAUAAGACUACACUUUGACAUCACAGGACAUUCAGGAAACACAUAAGCAGGACAUGUAUUGCAAACUAAAGAGACACUCUGGGCUCCAUAGCUACUUCAGUUUAUUAAAAUGGUUAUGGCGCCAGGGUACUGUAAUUGGUUGUCAAACAGGGCUUUAAAACGUGCCUAUAAGCUCUGCCCACAAGCCCUGUCAAUCAGGGAGCUGGCAAUUCCAUUUCCUGACACUCAAACAGGAUUUGUUUUAUAAAUUCUGACAGUUUUUUUUUGUUUUUGUUUUUGUUUUUUUAAAGCAACGUUCAUUUUUACAUUCUUUUGCUAUUAUAAAAGCAAAAUCUAAAACCAUUACAGACUGUCCAGUAUAAAAUUGGAGUGUAUUUACCCAAUUAAAUCCAUUUACAAAUGUCAUUUAUUGUGGGGAGCAGGAGGUGACUUUAUUGCGGAGGAUGACUGCUACAAUGUACAUGUAAUUUUAUUCCAGGUUAGACUAUUCAAGGAGCAAUAAUAGGAAAAUACAGAAGUCCUUUAAUGUCUUUUACUUGCUCACUCUUUAGCUGCUGGAUAUUCAGUCUGUGAUCUUAAUGCUGGGAAGGAUUAAAUCGGUGGAAUGGAACACGAAUUGCGUCUUCUUCACACAUGUUCUGCUAAUUAUUGUCAUUCUGGCCGAAAAUGUUCAGUUUGGACAACCUGCCUAAUUAAAUAAUCACCUUCAGAGCUUACAAUCAAACUCCGCAGUUUCUAACAAACUUAGUCUUUGGAUUCUGACACCCUUUCCAAACCUCUACUGAGUCUACUGUAAUUUGUUUCCAUAAACCUGCUCCCAAUACAGUAUUGUAUAAUUUAAUAUAUUGCUGUGGCUUGCUUAUUAGAAUUCUUUUAAUGUAUUCACCUCUACCACUUCUGCUGGUAGUACAUUCCGUGUGUGCACCCCUUCUAGCCUUCCAUGUUUCUUUCUGCUUCUGUACUCCUGUGCUGUGAGUGCCCCUUGCAGCAUUGGUGCCAUUGAUGCUGACUGUGAAAUGUUCGGUAAAUUUUAAAUAUAAGGCCAAAGUAGCUGAAAUGUAAGUUAAGCGGAAUUAGAGAACGUCCAUUUUAAAUUCACGUAGAAUUUUCGCUUUAGUGAAUAACUCUGUAUAUUUUCUAUUUAUUUGUUUUGUGCACGUCUCUCGCGUUGCGAACUGAUUGGAAUUCCGUGGGCACCUGUUUAGUUUUUGGUUUGUUUUUCCCCCCCACCCUCUCUUCUUUCCCUUCACACAAAUCUUCCACAUUCUUUGCCUUGUUUCAACAGUUCCCAGGAAAUCACACCCGGACUAAUUGCAGGAGCUGAAAUGCCUUGAUUAAAUAUUUAUUGAGAACGCCACGGUUUUCUUUACUGUAGAAAAUUCCUCGCUGUCUUUUUCAGGCUCGCCUUGAUAUUGCACAAUCUUUCUACUUAAAGUGCCGCCCCAUAAUGCUAAGCCCAUGAUAGAGCCGCUUUAAUGUGGAUUUUUAAUUCACGGAUCUGUGGAUGGCAAGAGCCUCUUCAGUCAAAUUGUAACAUUUAAUGUAUAGCUUUGUAGCGGCCCUGCUAGGGAACGUAUAGAUGAAUUGACUGCUGUGCCUGCUUGGCCCCUGCUUCCGAUGCCGUCUGUGCAUGCUCUCGCAAUGCCUGGCAUGAGGUCACACACUAGGCAUUGUGGGAUGCUGCACAAAGCAUUGUGGGAAGAAAAAAAACCCUUUUAUGCAAACUGCAAAUUUCUGUGAAUCUCUGUGCUUUUCUCUGUGCAAAUUGUCUGUACAUGCUGUAUAAAAGCCAUCAUCCCUGAUUUGUUUAUUGGGUGGAAGUGAGCUGUGUCUGGGGUCAUUAUGUUUUAUUCAUUUUUCUCUCUAAGUUCCGUACAGUAUUUUGCAGAGGAAACGAAAUUAAGGGAAGAAUGUGUUGGCACUCUGUGUGGGUAAAUAUGUUCUUAUAUGACACCGCAAGUUAAGAUCUUUCUCUCGGCCUGUCCCAAACUAUAGCUCUCCCUGUCAGUUCACUGCUAUGUCAUUUUAUUUCUGAAACGCUUGGCAAAGCUUGAUAGGAAUAUUAAUGGGGAAAUCUGCUGAUUCACGUGCCCUGUAUGACCGUGAUGUGCCCUCCACUAUCCCAGGCCCUAGAAGGAGAAUCUCUCUGUAUUUCAGUGAUUUUAUUAGGCACGACCCUGCAGUCCAUCGUCCUGUAGAGAUGCCAUUUAUCCACAGAGGAGAGCUGCAUGUGAGAUAGAAAAAGUCUUUAUAACCGUCUGUAAUGCCAGGACGGGGUUAAAAAACACAAACUGUCUAUACCUUCUUCUACAUUUCUAGAUUCAAAGUGUCUUCAGCAUGUAUGUAACCGAUACGCGAACAUUAACUCACUCACACAAACAGACCCCACUCUGCUGAAGAAUGCUUCUUAUAUCUGCUGUAUCACACACUUUAGGAAUACGUUAUAUGUUUUGGGGGGGAUGAAACUUGGUUGCUCGAUCACAAGACCGAUGUAGCUCAUAAAAAGUGUGUCUUUUCGAAAGGGUUCCAAACUUUGUUAAAUAAACAUUGGCUAGAAAUUACCCUUCUGUGAAAUGCAGUAUGUAAGUAAAUAGUUUUAAAUAAAUACAUAUGUGUAUACAUCACAUGCAAGACAGCACUCCAAGGUCUUCAUGAUGCAAUAAAACCUAGCAUUUAUUGCUCAUUUUAAAAAGACUGACGUUUCAGUUUGUCCCCCAAACUUUCAUCCUGAUGAAAGUUUGGAGGACAAAUUGAAACCUCAAUCUCUUUAAUAUGAGCAAUACAUGCUAGGUUUUAUUGCAUCAUGAAGACCUUGGAGUGCUGUCUUGCAUUGUAUUUUUGUAUUUUUAUUUUUUUAUUUUUUUUAUAAGCACCAGGCAUGGAAUGAUAUAUGGUGAGGAGUGCAGGAAUCUCUGUAAAAUAAUUUUUUAGAUACUCUUCAAUAUAUCCUGAUGGAAGUUUGAGAUAUGUACUGAAACUUCAACCAUUGAUGGCUCUGUUUAGAUAAUUAAAUUGACAUUUAUUUAAAAAGUUCUUGAGUACUGGCUUCUUGGGAAUAUUGUGUGUGUGUGUGUGUGUGUGCGCGCACGCGUGCGUCCACGCACAUAGCCAAUCAAGAUGCUCUCCUGUGUUUGUUUGUUUUUGUUUUGUUGUGUGUUUGUGCUGAGUAUAAACCAUAAACCAGAUUUCAUUGUCACAGUAGGAAUUUACUAGGAUUUGUAGUUCAGUUGCCGUUCUCAACUGUAGAAGCUAACUGCUAAACUACAGCUCCUUGAAACACCUGCAUGUGAUGACAUAAUGUACCGAUAUAUUAUUUAAGCAAACAAAUGUAAAAUCUCUGAGUUUAGGAGGUGAGGAUUGAGCAAAACUAUCUCUCUUAAAAAAAAAAAAAAAAAGUUUUAAAUAACACUGUAAAGUGUGUUCCGUGUUACUGAAUGUAGGUUGUAAUUUUAAUUGAAACCUAAACAAGGUAUUUUGUUUGUCUUUUAUAGGUCACUGAUGAUGCAGUGUCCUGGUUUGGCUUGAAAAUUUAAUGAAGAAUGUUGUAUGCUGAGCAAGAGACUGUGCCUGAAAGUGACCGAGUGCUGUAUCCUCGAAGCUGAGCGUGCGUCUCUGCUGAUGGGUGGAACCUCAUGCUGAGAUUUGUUUACUCCAUUCCAGAUCCAACAUGGAUGAAUGUCUCUUCAGUCCUGAUCAGCUGGAUGGGGCCACAGACAAUGCCCUGAGCUGUAAUCAGUGCCCCAGCACCUUUGCCAGCUUGUCAGAGUUGGAAAGCCACCUGGAAAAUCACAAGGAAGAAAGGCCUUUUAAAUGCAAUCAGUGUGAUCGGAGUUACAGGCACGCUGGCAGCCUGGUCAAUCAUAAAAAGACUCACCAAGUAGGACUCUAUUCUUGCCUCAUCUGCCAGAAAGAGUAUUCCAACCCUAUGGGCUUAAAAAAUCACCUGCGAACUCACUCUGAGGACAAGCGUUUUAAAUGUGAGGAAUGCGGAGAAUGUUUCCGAAUGUCACGGCAGCUUUCCAACCACCGAAAGGCUACUCAUGGCUAUUAUGCUGGAACUAAUGAUGGAGAUAUUCCAGGUAGCCAAGAGGGCUUUGAGAUGCCUCCUCCUGUCCUCGUGGAGAAUAGCAAUUUAAUGAGCAAUCUGGAAAACUACAUUGCUGAGUCAAUGGUUCCAAAUGACUUCUCUCAGCUGGUCCCAAAGUAUUAUGCAGAAGAAAAAACACAAGAGGUUACAGAAGAAAGUCAAGAGGUAAAACAAGAGUCUGCAGCAGAGGACAAGGAAGGUCAGAUGGUUGAUGGUAGCCUUGACCAACGUCGGUACAAGUGUAAACAGUGUGGAAAAGCCUAUAAACAUGCAGGAAGCUUGGCUAACCACAGACAGAGUCAUACAGUGGGGGUCUACCAAUGUGCCAUUUGCUACAAGGAGUUCUCAAAUCUCAUGGCCAUGAAAAACCAUUGCCGACUCCAUACAAAUUCCAGAGCUCAGAAGAAUUGCAGAUCUCCUUAUUUCUCCACAAAACUGUCCAGCCUCUCUGACGAUAACCCUGACAAACCACACCAAACUGCCUUGCUCUUCAGUGACCCUAUGGAGAAGCAUGAUGAUCAACAGUGUUUCUUGGAGGCCUCAGAGAGCAGUCAUUCUGAGGAAGAGACCAGGAUAACUUCCCCUCACAAAUCUCAAUCCGACUGUUUAAGCCCAUCUGCACAGACUGUAAAAGAUGAGGCAGACACUGCCUUAAGACUGGAUUCCCUUUUUCAGACAUGUAAAGCAGCUAAUGUUGAGCAAGAUGAAGCACCUCCACGGGUUCAGGAAAACCCACUCAGCCUUGAGGUUGAACAGAAUUUGAUAGCCCCACCAGGACUUGAAGCUACAGAUGACGAAGAAUUAAAACCUGGAGAGAGUUCAGAAGAACGUCCAUUUAUGUGCCAAGAGUGUGGUAGAACUUAUAGACAUGCCGGAAGCCUCAUCAACCACAAAAAAACUCACCAGACAGGGAUAUAUAGCUGUUCAAUCUGUGCAAAGCAAUUGUUUAACAUGGCAGCACUGAAAAAUCAUCUGAGAGCCCACUUUAAAUCCAGAGCCGGGAGGAAACUGGAGGACACCUAUUUCCAUUCUGCCAGCUUCUCUGAUGAACUGUUUCAAAGCACGGAGGACUCCUAUCAAUGUGGAAUCUGUCACAAAGUAUUAACAUGUGAAAUGGAUUAUCUGCAGCAUCAAGCCCUGCACAAAGAUGAAAAGGUGAUGGAAAUCGGCAGUGACAAUCUUGCUGCAAAAGAGGAGCCAGGUCCAGAUAUAUGUUGGGGAGAAAAUCCCCAAGGGUCACAAGGCAGCAGUGAUGACUCUGCUUACUCCAGCGUCCCUGGGAUACCAGAAGCAAUAAAGAGGGAGGUCGAGAAUCUUGCACUUCAACCCUCACAGCAGCCUUGGGCUCAGGAGGAAACACUAGUGAUCACUAAGGUUGACAAAAAAAGAGAAGACCCCAGCACCAGUUUCCAAAAUCCAAUAAUGAGUAUUGAUCAAUCUCCAGCAAACAAAAUUGUUCCAGAGCAGGCAGACCUUCCUGAAUUAGAAGAAAACAGCCAAUAUUUGGAUGAUCGUCCUUUUAAAUGUGAGGCUUGUGGUAGGACAUAUAGACACAAGAGUAGCCUGCUGAAUCACAAGCUGACACACAAGACAGGGAUAUAUCAGUGUUCUCUCUGCCCAAAGCAAUACUCCAACCUUAUGGCAUUGAGAAACCAUCUCCGAUUUCAUUCCAGAAUACAUGCAGGUAGAAGAAACAUAUCCAAGAGAAGUCGUCAGCUGCUCUGCGGCAAGCCCAAAUUCUUACCGUACAGGACCGGUAUGUUCCGUGGGGCUUUGCAGAAGCUGAACCUAAACCAUGUGUCUUCUGAAACGCCACUAAUGGCUAAUGUGGAUCCAGUUAUUGAGGGCUCAGAAACUGAAGAUACCCUUACCCAGGUAUGUGAAAAAAACCUCUCCAGCACAGAGGAUAUGGCCUGUACAGUGAAGGAUGAGCCUUGUGCACUAACAGAGUCUGAAAGUGGCACUAGUAGCAAUAAAGAGUCUCAAGGCGCAGGUUUUGAGCUAGUAGAACACACAGGAAAGAAAGUGUAUGAAUGUGACCUUUGUGAUAAAACCUACAGGCAUUCAGGAAGUCUUAUAAACCACAAGCGAACCCACCAGACUGGAGACUACACAUGUUCUGUGUGCUCCAAGCAUGUACGUAACUUGGCUGCCUUAAAAAAUCACCUUCGAAUCCACCAUAAAGUCAGGAGGGAGAAGUCUGAUGGAAAUGAUAAUUCUGGGUAUCUGUACAGCAAUAUGUAUUUUUCCCAGGACAACAAAAGGAUAUUUGGGUGCCCAAGUUGUGAAGAAAUAUUCCCAAGUGAAGAGCAUCUACUGGCUCAUCUAGAUACACACAUGGAAGUAGGAGUUCCUCCAUGGGGCCACCUGGCAGACGUUUCAGGGCUAGAUGACCCUCAGGCAGAGAUACCCCAGCAGCCAGUUAUGGGUGACUAUGAUGACUGGGAAAGCUCCAGUCAAUCCGAAGAUUGUCAUAGAAAUCAAAACGAUCUUGAGAACAGCUUUAAUUGCUCAGAAGAAGACAAAACUCUUACUUACCCAUGUGAAGAGUGCGGGGAAGUGUGUAGUAGUACAGAAGACCUAAAUACCCAUAAGCACACCCAUCAGAUUGGCAUUUACCAGUGUUCAUUCUGCCCUAAAGAAUAUCCCAACCUCUUGGCUUUGAGAACUCAUUUCCAGACCCACACCAAAUCACAAAUUAUUCGAACCAACAGCAGGGAAAUUCUGAAUGGGUCAGAUAACAAAGACUUUGUAGAGACUCCAUCUAUAGAUCACCGUUAUGACUGUGGCCAUUGUGGAAUGAUCUUCUCUGAUGAAGCAGACUUUCAUCAGCAUCAAGUGGCUCAUGAAAAUCAGGCAAUGCCUCAUGGCCUACCCAUUGAUGAGAAUGCUCCUGGCUACCCCUUCACUAUGCAUUCUUCAGAGAGAGAGCUAUUGAGAAGAAUAAAAAAUGAGAUGGAGGAAGGGGAUUCCAGGGAGGUGGCCUAUGGAACAUCUCAACUAUCCCAUAUCUGUGGGUUCUGCGGGAAGACUUAUGAUGACCUGGAGAGCUUGGAGGCACAUGGACUGUCUCAUAGUAAUGAAGACAUUUCCUCUGCAGAAGAAAGUGUUCUUAAUCCUCAAGUUGCCGAGUUUCCGAGUCCAGAAAUUCAACAAAGUCUAGAAUUAAAAGAGGAAGAAGGCGACCACAUCAUGGUUUCUGAAGAUCCUCCUAAGGGUGCAGCGAGUCCAGAGGAUCGUCCAUAUACUUGUGACCAGUGUGGAAAGACGUAUCGGCAUGGUGGUAGCCUUGUAAAUCAUAAAAAGACUCACUUGGUGGGCAAUUUUCAGUGCUUGGCAUGUUUAAGACAUUAUCCCAAUCUGGCUGCUUUUCGCAACCAUUUGCGCCAUCAUCCAAAGUGUAAGCAGCAUGCUGCCAUUGGCAAUCAAAGUGAUCUAGACAACCUAAACCCAAGUGACCCACACAACCUAAAUCUAACUGACCCUAAAUGCCUUGGUGAAAAUCCAGAGAACGGUCAUCCCGCUGUUGAUGAUUCUCAGUCAAAUCUAUCUGAGUCUCGAGCUGUGUAUGAUGCAUCCGAAUCAAGUAUGGCCUGCACAUCUAAUGACAAUUACAGUAAUAAUUAUAACCCUUCACAACUUCACACACAGUCCCUCACCAACAAUUUUAAAUUGCCAAGUAAACGUCUUGCUGGAGGAAAGUCUCUAUGGAAAGCUUUGAAGAAACGCCGGAUGCUGAUCAACCACUGCACUGAUGACCUAGCUCGAAGCAUAUCCACCAGUAGUCCCCGGCCUGCUUUGAAUACAGAUGAUAAAUCUGUUCAGGUCUGUGAAUUGUGUGGCAAAUUGUGCAGUGGUGUUGAUGAACUGGUAAUUCAUCUCUCUGGCAACUGUGAUGGCAACAGGCACCUAGAGACAGCCAUUAUUUCCUCUGGAUCUACUACAGAUAUUAAAGCCGAUACCCCUAUGCCUCUGAGUGUUUCAAACUCAACAGGAGAAUACAGUUUCCAUCAACGUCCGUUCCGUUGUGAUGUGUGCGGGCGGAGUUACAGGCAUGCAGGUAGCCUUAUUAAUCACAAGCAAAGUCAUAAAACCGGCGUUUUCCGAUGUGCCAUUUGUCAAAAGCGUUUCUUUAAUCUUAUGGCAAUGAAGAACCAUAACCGUAUUCAUUUUGAAUUAAAGAGGCACAAGUGUCUGGAAUGCGGCAAAGCUUUUCGUCUCCAUAAGCAGUUAGACACUCAUCAAAGAAUACACCGUGACAGGGCUGCCGAGAAGAAGCCAGGCAGGCGCAAACGUAGGGGCACAAAAUCACGCAAGCUCAAUGCUCUGCUACAGCAACAGAAGUCAUCUUUCCUGAAGAAUCGUACCAUAUCUCCAGACAAAAAGGAAACGUUUAGUCCUUGUGAGGGUGCAAGAGAAUUGAAUGAGUUCAGUAGUGCUCCAGAACAAAGUGUUUUAAAGAAGGACCUUAAUCAGGAAGCUCGGCCCUACCAAUGUGAACAGUGUGGGAGAUCAUACCGCCACGCAGGAAGCCUUGUUAAUCACAAGAAAAGUCACACUAUAGGUCAGUAUUCCUGUACAGUUUGUGAUAAAACCUACUCCAACCUCAUGGCCAUGAAAAAUCAUCAGCGUACACACUACGAAGCAAAGAGGCACCACUGCUCAGAAUGUGGAAGGUCCUUCAGGUGGAAGAGGCAGCUAAGCAGACACCAACUUGUACAUGCCCAAGAGAUAAGCCAGCUUAGUUCCAAGGUCAUUGAAGGGUCUCCACCUCUGUCAGAAACUGUUCCUGACCAACCAUCCAAGCUAGAAUUCUCUAAGACAUCAUUGAGUCACGGAGAGUCUCGUAAAAGACCCCAGAACUGUAGUAGUGGCAUAUCCGAAAAUGAAAACACAGCCAUUCCUUCAAAUCAGAGCCCCUCGUCACCAUUAAAGCCAGUUUGUCAAGACUGUGGAAUCUUAUUUGUUAGUUAUGAUGAACUUGAAAAUCACAUGUGCAGCGAAAGCAAUGCUGGAAAUGCUAGUUAUGGGUCAAGCCUUGACUUUCACCAAAACUGUGACACAUCUACCCUACAUUCUACAAAUCAGAUAGCGGAUCGACCAUACCAGUGCAAUUUAUGUGGUAGAACCUACAGACAUGCUGGAAGUCUACUCAAUCACAAGAACACUCACAAGACUGGAGUUUACAAGUGCUCUAUCUGCCUCAAACAGUUUUUCAACCCCAUGGCAAUCAAGAACCACCUUCGCACUCACACAGCAGAGAAACGUUUCCAGUGUCUUGAGUGUGGCAAAGCAUUUCGCUCUUCUCGGGAGCUAAUUUGCCACCAUAGGGUUCACACUGGUGAGAGACCCUUCCAUUGUCCAAUUUGCAAUCGUGGGUUUAGCAGUAAGCUGACCCUCCGACAUCACCAACGAACUCAUAAAGAACUGCCCUCUUUUUCUACUUUACCACAGUCUUCCUCAUUAGUUUUGCCAACUGACGUGGGCACAUUAAAUACUGAAGAUGACCCACCAGUGUCCGGUGAAGAAAUUCCUAAUCAUACUACCCCCAUUGUACAGGAAGAACGUAAAUACAAGUGCAACCAGUGUGACAGGUCUUACCGCCAUGCUGGCAGUCUUCUUAAUCACCGGAAGACGCACAGCACAGGGGUCUACCAGUGUUCUGGCUGCCACAAAAAAUUCUAUAACCUCCUCGCCCUCAAGAACCAUCUCCGUAUUCACAGAUACCCCUGCCCAGACUGUGGCAAAGCUUUCCGUAUUGCCAGCCACUUGGCUACUCAUCGUAAGGUCCAUGAACAGGGAGGUCCUUUUGCUUGUCAACUUUGCAGCAAGCGCUUUUUCUGUCGAUCUACUUUUGAGCAACAUCAACUGACCCAUGGGGACCAGGAAGCCGAUGUUCACGAAACCCAGGCUGUUGGAAAUUUUAUGGUGGAAGUGACAUAACUUAUGAAUGGACAGCCCCCUUACUUUUUUAAAAACUGACUCUUUUUGUGGGGGUGUUUUUUAUUUUAUUUUUAAUUUUUUUUUGUGCCAUAAAAACGCUAAAAGUUGUCUUCAUGUAGAUGAUAAUUGAUUACUUUUCACAGUUGGAUGAAGAAUGGAAGGAGUGGUACAGUUUUUAAUUUUCUCCCCUCCGCUUUGAAUUGCCUUUUAACCCUUCUUUACCAGAUGCACUUCUGUGGAUAUCAAUGGUGCUGUAACAGACUUUAGGACACAGAAUAUUACCAGUUACCCAAUCCUCUUCAGGUUGAGUAUUUUGGAUACUCUCUCUCUGCCUGCAGGGAUUUGACAAGGAGCUGAAUAAAUAAUGAACUGCUUGGGACUAAAGUCCAUCAGAUGUUUUUGGGAGGGAAAAUUUGGGGCUGCACAUUUGCUUGAAACGGGUUUACUUUUCCACUCUGGAAGUAUGUUAUUUUAACUCAUUCCCUCCCGGCCAUAGCCUGCAGCACUGUGCAGCAAAAAGGUUAAUAAUUUAUAUUGUACAGGGUUCUGGGAACCUGCAAAACUCACAAUGUGGGAUGGGAAAUAUGCAGAUAAAUUAAUUUGGAAAUGUCUUGCUUGUUCUGUUUUUUGUCCACCUCCCUCCCCUCUAUUCUGUGGUGG